GCCAUUUCAGGAGUUACAGCACACGUAGCCGAAGGGCUCGAGGACUGUCACUAUCAUCCAAUCUUGGAGCAGUACAUACCAGCGGCGCAGGAAGUGAGACUAAAAACCGUAUAUGUUAACAUUCGCCGUCGUGUGAAUGGCACCGCAAUCACUUUUCGAUUCAACAUGACGCAUGGACGACUGAUCAUAAAGUGCCCCAACGGCACAUCGCAAAGCACCGUUUGCUGCAAGUUUGAGUGCACUGACAACGGUUUCAAUACCGCCUGCUCCAUGCAUGUGCAAGGUUCAUACGCCUGGUACCAAGCAGUUGUCUCUGACUCACAAAAUACCACCCAACAUUUCAAGAUUUAUUUCUAUUUUGUCAGCUACAAUGAGAAGAGAUAUCCUGCUGAAAUAAGCGUGAAUAUUCUAAGACCACCUGUUUCACGUCGCAUUGCCCUCGUCAUGAGAAGUUACGUGAUGAAAGUAAGAACUUAUCCACUGCCUAAAUAUUUUACCAAGUUUGAGAUUUACAACAAUACCCUACCGAGCCUAUGGAAGACAUUCAUGGAAAAGGUCACGGCAACAUUGGAGCCUUAUCUCAUUCAACUCAUUGAGAAAUACUACAAAGAAAGAAUAACGUCUCUAGUAGAUGACUAGAGACAUAAGCUUCGUUCAAAGUGAACCAUUAGCAUGUAAGAGAAACUUCAUAUUGAACGAUGACUAAUUGUCAU
This is a messenger RNA of Dermacentor silvarum, 713 nucleotides long. RefSeq lists its product as uncharacterized. The record is from RefSeq and is a predicted model, not a curated record. The transcript is spliced from 5 exons. Lineage: Eukaryota; Metazoa; Arthropoda; Arachnida; Ixodida; Ixodidae. The coding region runs from base 166 to 639 and encodes 157 amino acids.